Messenger RNA from Thermothielavioides terrestris NRRL 8126, 1053 nucleotides. RefSeq lists its product as uncharacterized. The transcript is spliced from 2 exons. The record is from RefSeq and is a predicted model, not a curated record. The coding region runs from base 157 to 870 and encodes 237 amino acids. NCBI's taxonomy places the organism in Eukaryota, Fungi, Ascomycota, Sordariomycetes, Sordariales, Chaetomiaceae.
AGGAUUUGGAUAUAAAAGUUGCCAUCAAACCUGCUGUCGAUCGUUGCUGAAAUCAUCAUCCUCACACUCACGCAGCUCACAAUCCAACCACCUCGCCGCAAAAGCCGCGUCUUCUCCAUCAUCCUCGCAUUCUUCUCGUUCCUUCUCAGAGUCACCAUGAAGUUCGUCGUUCUCGCCGCCUUCUUCCAGGCCGUGGCCUUCUCGGUCACCAGCGCCUACCCGAUCACGGGCAACGGCGUCAACUGCCGCUCCGGCCCCGGCACCAGCCACGCAGUCAAGAAGGUGUACGCCAAGGGCACCGACAUCAAGGUGACCUGCCAGACCGAGGGCACGUCCAUCAACGGCAACAGCAUCUGGGACAAGACGUCGGACGGCUGCUACGUGGCCGACUACUACGUCAAGACGGGCAGCAACAGCUACGUGACCAAGAAGUGCUCGAGCGGCGGCAGCAGCGGCGGCAGCGGGAGCGGCAAGGUCCCGGGCCCCGUCGAGAACGACUACCCGUACAAGGGGAGCUGCGGCGGCGUCGACCAGUGGAACUACUACAAAUGUCAAUGCACGAGCUUCGUGGCGUGGCGCAUCAAUUCGCGGCUGGGCAUCCACUUCACGAACCAGUACAAGGGCUACAACUGGGGCAACGCCAACACGUGGGACGAGGCGGCGCGCCACACGGGCGUCAAGAUCAACAGCACGCCCGUGCCGGGCUGCAUCGCCCAGACCAACGCCGGCAGCGCCGGCCACGUCGCCUGGGUCGCCGCCGUCGGCAAGGACACCGUCACCGUCGAGGAGUACAACUACGCGACAAGGGAGGGCUACGGCAAGCGGACCGUGCCCAAGAACUCGUUCAACUACAUCCACAUCAAGGUUUGAGUUCUUUUGGAAAUGCGGUUCUGAGGGGGAUGUAGAGGAGGGAGGAUAAGGAGGUAGGGAGGGUUUCAACACAACUUGUUUUCUUGUGCUUUUGCCUUUCUUUCUGCUUCUUGUAUUGUAUCUAGUUUUGGAAAAAUUGCUUGUUAUAGAGGGAUGGAGGAAUAGAGUCGUCCUUCGUCGUCC